AUGAAUGCAGAAGCGAAGAAGAAAGUGGACGUGCUUUCAGACGAUCUCCUCCCUUACAUAAUGGCCGAACAAGAACGCCGCAUCACCCUGUAUAAGAGGGUCAUGACAGCCAUACAGAACGGAGAGAAAGGUGUCACAAUAGUCGAGAUGAGAAAUAAACCACCGCUCAUUAUUAAAAGAGGUCUAAUGUACAGAUGUCCAUCAAACCGUGCGCCUAAAGAGCCCGACGGCUCGGGCAACAUUUACUGCGAAGACGACAUAGAGCCAAUAUUGGUGAUGUAUGAUUCCUGUCUCAGCGCCGAGGACAAGGAGCUUUUUGUCGCCGAGAACCAUUACUUCUUUUGUAACCGGUACUGGCGGGAGAUGCCUGAUCUUCCCCGUACGAACACCACAGUGGUGGGCUGCCCCCCAACUCAGCGGACUUCCUAUAACUACACCAUGAGUAAAUGUGGCCUGGAGGGCUCCGAAGAUGUCCUCGUCCAUUAUAGAUAUUAUCCUGAUAGGACCUACAAAUACGUGACGGAGUUAGAUCCUGACAGGGAAGUCUGUGACCACUGGAACCCAUGUCAGUUAGGAUAUAUCUUCGCGCUGCGGACCAUAGACGAGGCUGAGGUGGCUAGCGAGCUCUGGCGUAAUUACAGUAUGUAUAAUAUAAUUAUAUUACUUUAAGUCUUCAUAUUCCUCCUGGUGUUAUAUCAUUGCCUCUCCCUUUUGACUGAAUUUGCAGAUUUCUUCACGACGUUUUUCC
Messenger RNA from Amyelois transitella, 748 nucleotides. RefSeq lists its product as uncharacterized. Bases 1 to 669 code for a protein of 222 amino acids. The transcript has 5 exons. Lineage: Eukaryota; Metazoa; Arthropoda; Insecta; Lepidoptera; Pyralidae. The record is from RefSeq and is a predicted model, not a curated record.